Westerdykella ornata is the source of this 1698-nucleotide messenger RNA. Its product is annotated as short-chain dehydrogenase/reductase SDR. The transcript is spliced from 2 exons. NCBI's taxonomy places the organism in Eukaryota, Fungi, Ascomycota, Dothideomycetes, Pleosporales, Sporormiaceae. The coding region runs from base 332 to 1312 and encodes 326 amino acids. The record is from RefSeq and is a predicted model, not a curated record.
GAGAGCAGAGCAUAUUGUACGUGGGUCCACGGUGAAGUGAACAUGGGCGUUCCAAAGCAAUGGUUGUGCAAGGGACGGGUCCAAGCGCGAACGUUGUUACCUCUGUUUGCCUCGCCGCAUCCCCGUUUGUCUGCUCCUCCAUACACGACAGUGAUCUUGAGGCAGGAUACACACCAUAAGAACUCCUCAAGAGCGACGAGCUCAGUAGGAAAUCCUACGAACUUACUCCUCCGCAUCCUGCGAGCGGCCACUUCACCAAGUAACCGUUCUUCGCCCACUCUCCGGAUUACGAACUCAAACGAGAGGAUCGCAACCACCAAGACGUUUCAUCAUGGGCGGCUUCCUUGGAUUUGUCUGGAAUCAGUGGACCUACAAGCCUAAGCCGCUGGAUCAGGACAAAUCGCUCGCGGGGAAGACAAUCCUCAUCACUGGGGCCAACAGCGGUCUCGGCCUUGAAGCGGCGAAGGAGCUUGCGUCGCAUAAGCCGGCCAAACUCAUCGUUACAGUCCGAGAUCCUGCAAAGGGAGAAGCAGCCAAAGCUCAGAUCAUUGGGAACAAUGCCGGCAUUGAGGUCGAGUUCUGGGAAGUAGACUACGAGUCCUACGACAGCAUCACUGCUUUUGGAAAGAAGGUUCUGGCGCUUGAUCGCCUUGACUAUGCCCUCCUCAAUGCCGGCAUCAAGCAGAUGCAAUACACCACGUCAAAGGCCGGUCAUGAGUCAAAUGUUCAGAUCAACCACAUCGGCACGUCGCUCGUCUCCCUGCAGAUUCUACCCGCUUUACAGAAAACAGCACGGAUUGCCGGACAGCCGUCUCGACUAACGAUCGUUUCAUCCGAGGGGCACUUUUGGAUUCCGUUCAAAGAGCGCACCGCUGAGAACAUUCUUUUGAGGAUGGAUGACAAGGAGACAUUCGGCCAGCAGAUGAAUCGCUAUUACACAACCAAGUUGCUCAAUGUUCUAUGGACACGCGAGCUCGCCUCAAAGGUCAACCAGAAUGAGGUCAUCAUCAAUACGGUCAACCCGGGAUUUUGCUACAGCGGUCUGCAUCGCCAUGAGAAAACUGGCAUCAUCAAGAUCUUCUUGUGGGCUCUGGCAUGGACUUCUCAACAAGGCGGACACUGCCUCACAGACGCACUGGUCAACCACCCUGACAGCCACGGCAAGUAUCUCAGCGAGCAGAAAGUAGUACCUCCCUCCAAAUUCGUUUUGUCCGAGGAAGGCAGAAAGGUACAGACAAAGAUCUGGAACGAGACUAUGGAGUUGCUUAGGAAGGAAGCCCCCGGCGCCAGUUUUCCUACAUUUGAAGAGUAGGGUUAGAUAGACUACCUGGCGGCCUCUCCAAUCGGGUGCCGGACUGUAGCUCUGUCUAGCAUGCAGGCUGACCUACCUUCCCAACAGCGUCACUUGAGACAAAUGUAACAAAUCGUGCAGAGUGUGCGAAGUCCUUUGCGGUGCGGCCGAUACUGUGCAACACCGAUUCAUUAUAUGAAAUUGAUACACAGUUCCGUACCCCAUACCGGCAGCAAGUACCUCAAGACCACUCUGUCAGACCGUGUUACAUUGUACUAUUGUGGUGUGUAUUGCAAACUCUGGGUUUAUGCACCGUCGGCGUUACACCAUGUAAGCCAAUCAAGCUCUCCGGUAUGCAGUCUCAGGGUUUGGUUGGGCCUGGUUCGUUAGGAGUCCGGUGAAUGGUC